This is a messenger RNA of Sinocyclocheilus anshuiensis, 797 nucleotides long. RefSeq names its product SLAM family member 5-like. NCBI's taxonomy places the organism in Eukaryota, Metazoa, Chordata, Actinopteri, Cypriniformes, Cyprinidae. The transcript has 2 exons. The record is from RefSeq and is a predicted model, not a curated record. Bases 46 to 642 code for a protein of 198 amino acids.
GGUGUGUUUGGGGCAGAUACAAAUGAAAUACAGUCAGUGUCAGUGAUGGAGGGAGAUUCUGUCACUUUAAACUCUGAUCUUACUGAAAUACUUAAUGAUGACAUAACUUGGACAUUUGGAGCUGAAAAGAUUCUCAUAGCUAAAAUCAAAAGAAAGAAACAAAUCUUCUCCACAUAUGAUGUUCCUGAUGGGAGAUUCAGAGACAGACUGAAGCUGGACGAUCAAACUGGAUCUCUGAUCAUCACAAACACCACAACCAAACAUACUGGAGUAUAUCAAUUACUGAUGUUUGCAGCUAAACUGUCAUCAAAAACGUUCAAUGUUUCUGUCUAUGCUCGUCUGUCUGUUCCUGUCAUCAACAGAGACUGCUCUUCAUCAUCAUCAUCAUCAAAUUGUUCAUUGUUGUGUUCAGUGGUGAAUGUGGGUCAUGUGACUCUCUCCUGGUACAAAGGAAACAGUUUAUUGUCCAGCAUCAGUGUGUCUGAUCUCAGCAUCAGUCUCUCUCUACCUCUGGAGGUGGAAUAUCAGGAUAAAAACAGCUACAGCUGUGUGCUCAACAAUCCCAUCAGCCACCAGACCACACAUCUGGACAUCAGUCAACUCUGUCACACAUGUUCAGGUAUGGCAGUGCUGAUAUUUUAGUACACAUUUACUAACAUCAAUGACUCUCUUUUACUCUCCUUCUCCUCCUCCAGACUCUCUGAUAGUGUUGAUUUCUGCUGCUGCUGCUGGAUCUCUGUUGAUUGCCGCUGCAGUCGGGAUCUUCUGCUUCUGCAGGAAAUGUAGAAAAACUGACA